Messenger RNA from Acanthosepion pharaonis, 1068 nucleotides. The record is from the annotation of a GenBank genome assembly. NCBI's taxonomy places the organism in Eukaryota, Metazoa, Mollusca, Cephalopoda, Sepiida, Sepiidae.
AUGUCUGUCUCUUCUUUUAUUGAACCUGAUGAAUCAACUGCAGAAGAGCUGCAACUCUCAUCAUCUUCUUCCAAAAGAAAGCAAACUUCUCUCAAUGGAUCCCACCUUGUCAUCUACUUAGUCAAGAACUAUCCUACAUACUUCAUCAUCAACUUUGAUAAGCUCAAUUAUUGUUCAUCUUUGGUGCCUCUAAAAUCUAUUGAGGAUGAACCUAACUACAAGUUCGUUGAAGGAAAUUUGUAUAUCAAAAAAUCAUCAAAAAUCUUCAAAGAAUAUAAUGUUGAUAUAGUCCUCCAUCUUGCCGCAGAAUCUCAUGUUGAUCUGUCCUUCUUCAACCCACUGGAUUUCUCACUCACCAAUGUCUAUGGAACUCAUGUCCUCACUCAUGUGGCAAAUGAAUACCAUGUCAAGUUAUUUGUUCACAUGAGCACUGAUGAAGUUUAUGGUGGUGACUGCUCAGAGGAAACACUAGAAGAAACAAUAUUCCAGCCAAGUAAUCCUUAUGCUGCUACAAAAGCUGCUGCUGAAUGCAUUGUUAUGUCUUAUUGGAGAUCAUAUCAGCUUCCUGUGAUUGUGGUCCGGGCUAAUAACAUCUAUGGUCCUCAUCAAUACCCAGACAAGGUCAUUCCAAAAUUUAUUUCUUUGCUUCAAAGAGACAGAUCCUGUUGUAUCCACGGCAAUGGUGCUACCAUUCGAAACUUCAUCUAUGUUGAUGAUGUUAUUAAAGGCAUUGAUAUCUUAUUGCACAAAGGCACACCUGGAGAAGUCUACAACAUUGGAAGUAAGAUUGGAAUCAGUAUUUUAGAACUGGCCAGAUAUCUUAUUCGAAAGGUAAAAAACAUUGAGGAACCAGAAGAAAUAAAUAAAUACAUAUCAUUUGGAACUGACAGAAUCUACAAUGACACACAGUAUAUCAUUGGCACGAACAAAAUUUCACAGCUUGGAUGGAAGCUGAAAAUUGACUGGGAAAAUGGAAUAAGUAAAACAAUUGAUUGGUACCAGAAGAAUUUCUCCAACUGGGAAGGGGCAGAAAGUGCUCUUUCACCUUUCCCCAAAUCUCUGUGUUAA